AUGGCGAAAUCAUCAAAACGCAGCGUCGCCAACGGAAGCAGCAGCAGCAGCAACAACAAGAACACGAAGAAGAAGAAGAUGAACAAGACGGGUCCCGAAGGUGUGGCGAUGAAAGCAAAGGCUCCUAAGGCGAACGUCAACCCUUUCGAGUCUAUCUGGACGCGUAAGAAGUUCGACAUAUUAGGCCAAAAGCGUAAAGGAGAAACCAAACGGACGGGGUUGGCUCGUUCCACUGCUAUUGAGAAGAGGAAGAAGACGCUUCUUAAGGAGUAUGAGCAGAGUACCAAAUCUUCACAGUUUGUUGAUAAGCGAAUCGGCGAGAAUGACGAAACAAUUGAUGAUUUUGGAAAAGCUAUUAUGAGAUCGCAGCGAGAACGCCAGUUGAAUUUGAAGUUAAGUAAGAAAAGCAAGUAUAACUUGUCAGAUGGAGAAGAUGAUGAUGGGUUUGAAGGAAUUGAUACUCUUGGAGGGGAUGACUAUGAGGAUGAUAUGCUUGAUGAAGAUGAUAAUGAUGAAACAUAUAAAAGAUCCGAUUUGGGUCAGCAUCUUAAUGCUCAUGGUAUGCAGAGUCCAGGGGAAACUGAUGGAGCAGAUGGUGGGGAAAAUAGACGUAAAACCAAGAAGGAAGUGAUGAAUGAAAUUAUCGCGAAAAGCAAGUUUUACAAGGCUCAAAAAGCAAAAGAUAAGGAAGAAGAUUGCGACCUGGUGGAUGAAUUAGACAAGAACUUCACUUCUCUUGCUCAUUCAGAGGCCUUGUUGUCUCUAACUGAACCAAACAAGAGGAAAGCUUUGAACGCUCUGGUGAACAAUAGUAAAUCAAAUGAAAAAAGUGAUAAAGAUAGCUUGUCUGCUACACCAACAAUGGAUAAAUCUGUAAAGGAAAAGCCAGAUGAAUAUGACCAACUUGUCAGACAAAUGGGAUUUGAAAUUUGUGCUCGCCCUUCAGAUAGACUGAAGACACCAGAGGAGAUUGCUCAGGAGGAAAGAGAACGUCUAGAGGAGUUGGAGGAACUACGGCAGAAGAGAAUGACUGCUGCUGAAGAUUCAAGUGAAGAAGAUGAUGAAGAUUCAGAAAAGCCAUCAGAACAGAAACAACGAUCUGUCUCUGGUGAUGACCUUGGUGAUUCUUUCUCUGUUGAUGAAGAAACUAUAACUAAAAAGGGUUUGAUUGAUUUGAUUCUUGAGAGAAAAGAUGAUGAAGAUUCUUCUGGUGAAGAUGAUGAUGGUGAGGAAGAUUCUGAUGAUUCAGAAAGCUCUGAAGAUCCUGAUGAAGGAACAGGAGACGAUCACAAAAAGGAUAUUACUUUGAAAGAUUGGGAACAGAGUGAUGAUGAUGAUAUCAGUGCAGGUUCAGAGGAUGAAGAUGAUGAGGACGAAGAAAGAGCCGCAGAAGAACUUGAUGAGAUAAAAGGAUUAAACUCUAGGAUUCAUAAAAAAGCAAAGAGAAAUGAUUCUGUUGAAAGUGUAAAGGGAGAUGAUGAUGCUUCGGAUGCUAAGAAGAUAGUUGUUGGAGAGAAGAUGUCGAAAGAGUUAGAGAUUCCUUAUAUAAUUGAAGCUCCAAAGACCUUUGAAGAAUUAUGUUCACUGGUGGAUAAACGUUCAAAUUCUGACAUUAUUUUAAUCAUCAAUCGGAUCCGGAAAAGCAAUGCAAUCAUACUUGCUGCAGAAAAUCGAAAGAAAGUGCAAGUAUUUUAUGGAGUAUUAUUGCAGUAUUUUGCUGUUUUGACAAAUAAGAAACCAUUGAAUGUUGAUUUGGUUAAUAUGCUGGUAAAACCAUUGAUAGAGAUAAGUAUGGAAAUCCCAUACUUUGCUGCAAUAUGUGCUCGUCGCAGAAUAGAAACCACUAGAAAGCAAUUUGUUGAGAGUAUAAAGAACGCAGAAAAUUGCAGUUGGCCUUCUUCAAAGACGCUAUGUCUCUUUCGAUUGUGGUCGAUGAUAUUUCCAUGUUCCGAUUUUAGACAUCCAGUUAUGACUCCGGUGGUACUAUUGAUGUGUGAAUAUCUGAUGCGUUGCCCAAUAACAUCUGGCCGGGAUAUUGCCAUUGGCUCUUUCUUAUGCUCUAUGCUUCUUUCUGUAUUUAAACAGUCUAAAAAAUUCUGUCCCGAAGCAAUAAUAUUUAUUCAAACUUUGCUCCUGGCAACAACUGAAAGUAAACAUAUCUCAUGUGAAGAUUCUCAGUUAUAUCAUCUUAUGGAACUAAAAGAUCUCAAGCCUCUAGUGCGCAUAAAUGAGUCAGUAGACAAGAUUAAUGCUCUGAAUUUCUUUAAGUUAAUAGACAUGCCGGAAGACUCUCCUUUCUUCACUACUGAUGAUUUCAGGGCUAGUGUAUUAGUUACUGUUGUUGAAACUAUACAAGGAUAUAUCAAUGCCUACAAAGAUUUGAAUUCAUUCCCGGAGAUAUUUCUACCAAUUUUGAAAUUAUUACUUGAGAUUGCCGAACAGAAAAAUAUGCCAAUUGUGUUACGAGACAAAGUUAAAGAUGUGGCUGAGCUGAUUAAAUUGAAAGCAGAUGAACAUCAUGCUUUGAGGCGACCACUUAAAAUGCGGAAACAAAAGCCAGUUCCAAUCAGAUUACUGAAUCCCAAGUUUGAGGAGAACCAUAUCAAGGGUGUAGAUUAUGAUGCUGAAUUGAAAAAAUUGAAGAGACUGUGGAAGCGGGAAUGUAAAGGGGAUGUUCGUGAAUUACGUAAAAGCAACUACGUCUUACUUGAGGUGAAGGAAAAAGAAAGGUCUUUACAAGAGAAAGCAAGAGCUGAGAAGUAUGGAAGGGCUAAAGCUUUCCUUCAAGAGCAAGAACAUGCUUUUAAAUCUGGACAACUAGGAAAAGGGAAGAAGAGAAGUAGAUAG
Molecule: messenger RNA, 2847 nt
Organism: Lathyrus sativus (Indian pea)
Lineage: Eukaryota; Viridiplantae; Streptophyta; Magnoliopsida; Fabales; Fabaceae
Source: the annotation of a GenBank genome assembly